Messenger RNA from Pelagomonas calceolata, 4509 nucleotides. The record is from the annotation of a GenBank genome assembly. Lineage: Eukaryota; Pelagophyceae; Pelagomonadales; Pelagomonadaceae.
CAGGUGGAAGACGCCUUGCUGUACCUGGAUCAAGUGAAAAUGGCUUUCGAGGACAAACCAGAGAUUUACAAUAAGUUUUUAGAUAUAAUGAAAAACUUUAAAGCGCAAGAAAUUGACACGCCUGGUGUUAUCCAACAAGUUUCGCGCCUAUUCCGCGGGUAUAACAAACUCAUUCUUGGAUUCAACACUUUCCUUCCUGAUGGCUACAAAAUUGAGCUACCUCUGGACGGAAACAACGCAACCAUGACUGUGAUAACACCUGCAGGAGUUUCGGCAUCCGUUGCCAGUGAUGCGUAGGGAGUGUUUACAUACAGCUGAGCUUCAUGUAUAGGUCGGUGGCCCUGUCAUCCCCAGUCAAGGGACAACGCCUGGCAAAAACACAGGAGGUUAGAGUUAAGCACGUGACUCUGACUUAUUUUUAUGCCACCCAGGUAAUAUUUCAAAGCCAAGUGAUGCAUGCUGCAGAGCCGUUCUGCAGCAUAUCCCUCCUUAUUGAACAGCCCAAUUAUAUAGGCGAUUGUACGACCCGACGUGGCUCCCCAUCUGCUGAUAUGUACACGGGAAAAAUAUUAAUGUAGGCGGGCGCCCCUGUUGAAUUCGACCAUGCAAUUACUUACGUGAGCUCCUCUUGUCCUGAUCUGAAAAAGUUCCUUAGAUAGAAUCUACAAAAUUUAACAGGUUACAACCAUUAAAAAAAGAUUUGCGCACGAACCAGAGACCUACAAGGCUUUUCUUGAAAUUCUGCAUACAUAUCAAAAAGAACAACGUUCAAUAAAAGAUGUUCUCGAACAAGUGUCUCAGCUCUUUGCUGACCACUCUGACCUACUCAAAGAAUUUACCUAUUUUCUUCCUGACGCAGUUCAGGAGCAAGCCAAGGCAUGCUUUUGUGUGGUACACUCACUAUAUCUGUUUUUUAUUUAUAGGAACGCCUUUCACGGGCAGCUAGGGAGUCAGAAAUGCGUCGCGGCCAACGUCGAGGUGGUGAAUAUAACCUUGAGUACCAUGCCAGCAGCAGACUUGUGCCAGUCCAGUGCUCAGCGGAUGAAAGAACUCGGUGGCCCUCAGCCGUUGGCAGAGGAUCAAGAAUGGCCUUUGAUUCAACAAGCGGACUACCACAUAUGAAUAGCAAUAUUGCAACGGCACACGCUGAAUCAAUUAUGUAUCCUCAGAUUGAAGCUGAAAGUAAGGCUACGCGUGGUCGGCCAGUCUAUGCGUUUUUGCUCCCUGCGUCAAGUCCUGAAUAACGCACACACUAACGUCACAGGCGCUACACAAGCUGCGCAAUAGAGCGUCAGCUUUUUGAAAAAAUAAGAGAGUCGCUCACUUGCCGUGCCCUUUCAUAGAUAAAUUCCUGGUCUGAAAUACAAUUCAGGUUCCUGAAUGCGACUGGCACUUUGGCUACGGCGCCUGAUGCAUGGAACCAGUUUCUGAAAUGUCUUGAUUUGCACUCCCAGGAUCUCCUUCAGCGGUCGGAUCUAAUUCGCCUAGUCUCCGAGCUCUUCAGUUCUCAUGGACUCCCAGUUGAGCUUCUCGAGGCUGUUCAAAGGAUUUUGAGAGAUAGAGAUGGCAUUUACAGUGCAACUUAUGAAGACAAAAGGAAUUACAGGCUGAACGAAGAGCAAAAUAAAUAUAGUUCAGGGCCAUUGACGCCACUUCAUGAUAUGGACUUUUCCAGCUGUGCCCGCCACACGCCCUCAUAUCGGGCAUUACCAAUGUCGCUGGCCCAGCCUCGCAGUCACAGACGUUUGAGCCUCGAACUAGCAGUUUUGAAUGACAUGUGCAUCAAUGUGAGUUCAGAGAAAGCAUGUGGGUUCAUGCACCCUAAAAAAGACAAAUGCGAACAAGAACUUUUCCAGCUAGAGGACCAACGGUACGAGCUUGACAUGAUCAUUGAUGCAAACUCAGCUUGUGUUGCAGUUCUAGAAUCAAUUACUACUACCUUUUACCGGAAUAGUUGUUCUGCUCCCAGUAAAACUCGAAUUUGUCAUGAACAGCAAGUCGAUUGUUCUUCUAGACACAGCUCAAACGAUGCGAUCAAUGCGAAUGUCGAUGCGGCCACCCUUUCAAACCUGCCUUUAAAUGCAAUCUCUGCUGUUUACGGCAAGCACAGUAUGUAGAUAGAGUCAAUCUUUUCAAAUUAUUAUUACUUAAGUCAUGAUUAGGUGGUGAACUCAUUGAACUAAUAAAUAACAAUCCACACUUUGCAGUACCCCUAGUAUUAAAACGACUCAAACAGAAAGGGAAAGAAUGGCGUGACAUGCGUGAAAUGAAAAGUUACUGUUGGGAGAGGGUAAUAAAUCGCAACUUACAUCGUGCAUUGGAUCAACGCGCGUUUCAUUUUCGUCAAAAUGAUCGCAAGAUCAAGCUCUCUCGCUAUCUCAUGUGCCAUAUUCUGGGUUCAAGCCGGACUCAAAUAGGACUAUCUAGUCUCCAAAGAGUGGUAAGGCAACAUGAAACAAUUACACCUCUAGAUGAUGAAGCAGAUAUUUGCAGGAAGGAUAUGUUCCUUCAAUUGGGACGGCGCUCUUUACACCGCACGCUGUUUCAUCUCAUUCUCAACGCAGUUGAACAGUCGUGCUUGUCACAACAUGACAAGCAACUUAUUGUAGAUUACUGGCAGUACUUUUUCUUCCACUUUGUCCAUCUUUCCAAUGAUAACCACAAAAUGGAGCCUACGGUACAGAUCUUCUUUAAGUUGCGUCAUAAUAAUGGUUACAGGUUUCUCCUUGGACAAAAUAUGACUUUUCAGACGAGUUUUUCACGCAGUGUAGAGAGCCUUCAUCUUGAAUAGUUUACCCAGUCAGAUUUUGAUUGGCUUAAUGUGAUCGCGCAGGCUCAUAAUUGCAUCUCGCCAGAUUUAUAUCUUUUUUAGACUUUACCAUCUGCUUUUUCAGCGAUAUGAGUUUGCCUGGAAACUUGGUGACAACCCUACCUCCUCGGGUUGUCAGAGUGAUUCUCCAAGCCAGAAUCAUCCACGUAUUGCAGCUUUUGAUACACUUGUUCGUGGUCUGCUUGACGGUUCAGUAGAUGCAGAUCGUUAUGAGGACGGCUGUCGGCUUCUUUUUAGCACCCCAUCAUUUGUAUUUUUUUCGAUUGACAAGUUGAUUGUCCAGCUUCUCAAACAGCUACAGUGCGUAGUAAAUGACAUUCAGAGCAGAAAGCUUGUAGAUUUGUGGAAAGAGAGAGAGGUGUUCAAACGUAAAAAACACCUUGAUGAUUGCGCGAAUAGUUUUAGUGGCGUAUGUAUCAACCCCUCAGUGCUGUCGAGCAAGUCAAGAGUGUAGUUGAUUGGUUCUGAGUCAUACAUAGUACCCUCAGGUUAUAAAGCCCGUGCCAAACAUGUAACAGACUGCCCAAGAAAGGUCGUCCUUCAUUUCUUGUGAUGUGAUCCCCUAGAGAUCAGCGCUUUGCUUAGGUCGUUACUCUGUAUGCUGUCCGCUACUAUACCCACUCCAACAAAUGCACUGGCUUGUCCGCUACUUUAGAUGCAAUUUCCAUCAAGUUCGCCCUAGUGUCAAUCAAGGUCGGUUACCAUAUUGUGUAAACGUAGGCGUCUAUCUCCUGAUGAAUGAUAAAGGUGAAGCACCGCUCUUUUGCUAUACCGGCUACUCCCAUGGAGGAGAACACCGUGUCUGAGCGGCGUCUCCAUAUAUUGUCUAUGAGACUCAUUCUGCGUGCGUGUGGCAGCGGCGGCAAAAAGCGAUAUAUAUGUAUGUAUGUAUGUAUGUAUGUAUGUAUGUAAACGAUAUCCGGUUUUUCUAGAUAAUUGACUACAUACCGGAAAUUCCAAUGGGUACGCUACAGAUUAAUGAGCGAUACAGCUACGCAGCGGGCGAAUGGCGGGAACCUUUUGCUGAGGCGCAGGUUCCGUAUGAUGAAUUAAUGGGCUUUGCAAAGUUCGCUGCGACCUUCGCGCGCUGAGACUUCGGCUGCGACGCGGUGCGAUGGUCCAAAUCAAACCAAAAAGCGCCCUGCAGCCGUAUCCGCGGAACAUAAUUGUCGCAGCGUAAUUCAGCAUAUUUCACCUUCGCCGGAGGGAGGACAAAAAAUUAGACGUUUCCAGGCAAGGUGCUCUCCUACAGCAGGCGUACCGUACAGGAGCCUGAGGGUGGCACUAGGCCCCGCUAGCCUGAGGGUGCAAUGCCAGUACAACUUGACUACUCCCCAGGCCCGGGACUUUGACUCGGACUCGGCCGGGAAUUACCGCGACAAUGCCGCGGCGGGCGGUCGUAAUACUAGGCUACUUCGUCUCAUGCAACCCCAAGCCGGCACAUAUUUAAUGGACCGCUUGAUGAGCAGCGACACUCGGGCCCGAAAUGCGCACUCCGAGUCCGAGUCAUCCAAGCUGUAUACCCCACCGUGACUUCUAUCACUGCUGUAUACCCAUGCCAGUGAGGCUUGCAAGCUUGAACUUAAAAAAAAUCGACAGCUCUAAACUAGUAAAUUUAUAUAUAUAUAAACUACGAAUCGUACGAUCGCGAUGGUUGCACACUUCAGCGUAUUUAGCGG